Ostrinia furnacalis (Asian corn borer) is the source of this 1445-nucleotide messenger RNA. Its product is annotated as atrial natriuretic peptide-converting enzyme. The transcript has 11 exons. The coding region runs from base 84 to 1445 and encodes 453 amino acids. Gene Ontology annotation, molecular function: protein binding. Lineage: Eukaryota; Metazoa; Arthropoda; Insecta; Lepidoptera; Crambidae. Gene Ontology annotation, cellular component: plasma membrane. The record is from RefSeq and is a predicted model, not a curated record.
GGGGCGUCGCGCGGUCGCAGCUACUGCUCCUGCCGGCCUCCAAUUGAAACUUUUCAACAUUCGAGUUUCACCGUCGAGCCACGAUGAGGCCCAGAGGGGUCCCCGUGGCGGUGCUUCUGCUCAUCUCCGCCUCCCUGGUAGUCCAGGCUUCACCAUCUGAGGAUCUGUACUGGGAGGGCGAAGAGGAUGCUUCCAACGAGUUCCUCGAGGUCAAGGACGAAGACAUCGGCAUCAGCGGUCACCUGAAGAGGCUGAAACGAGAUUUCUUCGACUUUCUAUCUCCUUUCACCACUUCGACUACGUCGACGACAACACCACCGCCUCAAGAGGAGAUCGCUACCGAGGAUCCGGACGCUGAUCAGACGGAAGAUGUUGAUCACGGUUCGGGUUCCCACGAUCCAGUCGAGGCGGAUCUCAAAGAAAAAACGUUACGCGUGACGUUUGUCGUGAUCCAGCCGUACCAGUCGGAGUACUCCAACAGGGAUUCAGAACAGUUCCAGAGCUUUUCCAAGGCCAUAGCCGACGCCGCCAACCUGCUCUACGAGAAACAGAAACUCCCCGGGACACAGAAAGCUAGUCUGGUCCGCAUACAGUCACGUAUAUCUGACGACUUCUCCUGCAAGGUGACAAUGGACAUCAUCACCUCAGGCUAUGACGACACCGAUCGGAUUGCGCAAAUUUUACGAGACCACAUCAGGAACCAUUCUCGCCUUGGCUCUGUAGUUGUCGACAACCGAGAAGAAUUGAAGACCAACGUCAUUGAUCCAGGGUACACCGAACCACAGUGCAGCCCGGAUGAAAUUCAGUGUGGCGACGACACGUGCGUUCCAGGCUCCCGCCGCUGUGACGGCAUUAACGAUUGCUCAGAUGGAUCCGAUGAAAGAGGAUGUCCUAGUGACAUCUGGUCCGAGCAGGAUAUGGACCAAAGCCAAAUAGCCCCAGACUGCGAGCGUUACUCGUGUGCUAGCUCUUCUAAGACCAUUUGCGUUGAGAAGAGAUGCGACAGUUUCAUGGACUGUCCCGAGGGCGAUGACGAAGAUAACUGCAAAGCUGUGACUGAUCGUGAAAGCGAGAAUGAAAUACCAAGAGGUGAUACUGAUGGGUCAGUUGACGUUUUCGAUAGCGAAACUACUACUCCUGCGUCCACUCGUGAAACAACGACUCCUCGCGAGUCUUUCACGUGUCCCCCAGGAGAGUUCUCCUGUGACGAGACCAGAUGCGUGAGCUUCGAGAAGCGUUGCGAUCGCCGAGCUGAUUGCUACGAUGGCGCCGACGAGCAGGGAUGCGAUACUGGCUCCCAAGUCAUGGUCCGCCUACACGAUCCAAAGCCAACGCAGCGUUCCCGGCUUGGAAUGUUGAGUGCGUAUGUAGGCGGACGUAUGAUGUUCAAGUGUUGUAACCACAUUAGUUUAUCGCUCAACUGCUCUCUAGCAACUGAUCUCUAA